AUAAAAUAAACGAAAAUAGCUCAUUGAAAAUGAAAACAACACCAUCAAACAAACAGGGUCUUCCCCACACGGCCACACCAUCCUCUCCCCAAACGGAAUGAGCUCGUUCAUGUUCCUCUACCACCGAACACACCUCGCCACCACCUCUUGCUAACAUUCGGAGGAUCGGAGCAAAUUCUGAAGGCUCGUGCGUUCGCGGUGGUUAGGGUUAGGGUUUCCGAGCGAUGUGGUAUGCUCCAUGCAUUGAUGAAUCUUCUCUCUGUGUGUUUGAAGCCAUUUGGCCGCGCCGCCGAUAGAGUCGAAUCCGGUGGAAUUCUCGGGAGCAGUUUUGCUGGAAGAGGAGAAGGUAAAGACGACUUGCUCUGGUUCCGCGACGUCGGAAAAUAUGCCUCCGGUGAAUUCUCCAUGGCCGUUGUUCAAGCCAACCAGGUUCUCGAGGACCAGAGCCAGAUUGAGUCCGGUCCUCUCGGCACCUUCGUCGGUAUUUACGAUGGCCAUGGCGGACCUGAUGCUGCCAGAUACGUUUGCGAUCACUUGUUCCGCAAUUUUCAAGCGAUAUCGGCUGAGUCACGUGGAGUGGUGACAGCUGAGACAAUUGAAAGGGCAUUCCUACAGACAGAAGAGGGGUACACUGCUCUUGUAUCUAACUCAUGGAACUCUCGACCUCAGAUUGCAAAUGCUGGGUCCUGUUGUCUGGUUGGAGUGAUAUUUCAGCAGACACUCUUUGUGGCAAAUGCUGGAGAUUCCCGUGUUGUAUUGGGUAAGAAAGUUGGCAAUACAGAUGGUGUUGCUGCAAUCCAACUGUCUACAGAACACAAUGCAAAUUUAGAGGCUAUUAGAGAGGAGCUUAGAGAAUUACACCCUAAUGAUCCCCAAAUCGUUGUUCUCAAAUAUGGAGUGUGGAAAGUAAAAGGCAUUAUUCAGGUUUCUAGAUCUAUAGGCGACGUAUAUAUGAAAGAUGCGCGAUUUAACCGGGAGCCACUUGCUGCAAAAUUCAGACUUCCUGAACCAAUGAACAUGCCUAUCAUGACUGCUAAUCCCACUAUUCUUUCUCAUUCUCUCCAACCAAAUGAUUUGUUCCUUAUAUUUGCAUCAGAUGGUUUAUGGGAGCACCUAAGUAAUGAAAAGGCUGUGGAUAUUGUCAACAGCAAUCCACGUGCUCUGUUCUGCUUGCUCGGGUUGCUAUUUUCGCGGCUAUCUUGCAUCUCUAGGUCCUAAAAUUCUGUUAUUGCAGGGUAGUGCCAAGAUACUUGUCAAGGCUGCCCUCCACGAAGCAGCAAGAAAACGAGAAAUGCGAUAUUCAGACCUACGUAAGAUUGACAAGAAGGUUCGGCGCCAUUUUCAUGAUGACAUAUCUGUUAUUGUUUUAUUCUUAAAUCACGACCUUAUAUCCAGAGGCACGGUGCUAAACCCACCAUUGUCAUAUCGAAGUGCUCUUGAUCACGGUCUUGAAUGAUCAUAAGCUGUCUUAUACGAGUUUUUGCCAACUGUACACCAUUGUAUCUGGCUUGAAGACGGUGGCGUGGCCCCUUUGGCUUUUGGUACUGUGGUCAUUAAUGAGGCACGAGAAUUUAUUAAGUUAUAACAUUAGAAAUUUUCCCAUCAAGGGGAAAAAGAGCAAAAUAACUUUUGAUUAUAGCGAUUCCCUUUUCUAACCUUGCAGUCCACAUGCUGCUGCAUUUGAUUUUUGUUUUCUCUUUUCUUUUGGCAGAUCAUAGUUAAUCAAGCAGCAUGUUGAUUGAUUGAUGUCAAAUUUAUUUAACUAUCAAAGUUGCAUAUGUAAUGAAGCAUAUUGAAGUUAAGUUCAGAAAAAAAAAAGCACCUCCAUUUUGAAAUUUAAGUACGAUUCAAUAAAAAUAAAGAAAUAAAUUUAAUGACAA
Molecule: messenger RNA, 1880 nt
Organism: Lotus japonicus
Lineage: Eukaryota; Viridiplantae; Streptophyta; Magnoliopsida; Fabales; Fabaceae
Product: probable protein phosphatase 2C 42
Exons: 5
Coding region: 232-1218 (328 amino acids)
Biological process (GO): protein dephosphorylation
Molecular function (GO): protein serine/threonine phosphatase activity; cation binding
Source: RefSeq, a predicted model, not a curated record